Messenger RNA from Mycena citricolor, 904 nucleotides. The record is from the annotation of a GenBank genome assembly. Lineage: Eukaryota; Fungi; Basidiomycota; Agaricomycetes; Agaricales; Mycenaceae.
CUGGAUUCGUGCGAACCCGAACACCGGUCCCACGGGUUUCGCCGGGGGAAUCAACUCUGCGAUCCUUCGCUACGUUGGAGCGAGCUUUUCAGAGCCCAGGACCUCGCAGGACAAGUCGGUCAACGGACUGGUUAACGAAGUCAAUCUCCACCCCCUCGUGAACCCCGGUGCGCCUGGUCGCCCAUUCAUCGGUGGUGCGGAUGUGCAGCUCAAUCUGGCUUUGGCAUUCGAUUUUACGACGUUCAGAUUCAAGAUCAACGGCGCCUCCUUUGUUCCGCCGACGGUUCCAGUGCUGCUCCAGAUUCUGUCUGGCGCACAGAGCGCCCAGUCACUGCUCCCCAAGGGCUCGGUGUACACACUUCCGCACUUUGCGUCCGUGGAAAUCACGCUUGCGGGGGGCGUGGUAGGCGGUGGCGUGAGUGGGCCUCUCUUCGCUUAACUGUGGAGACUCAUGCCAUGAACGAUGAUGUGAAUCUCUAGCACCCGUUCCAUUUGCACGGUCAUGCCUUCGAUGUGAUCCGCUCGGCCGGAAGCAGCACGUACAACUACGUCAACCCCGCCCGCCGUGACGUCGUCAACAUCGGAACCACAGGCGACAAUGUGACGAUCCGUUUCUUCACGGACAACCGCGGACCGUGGUUUCUCCACUGCCACAUCGACUGGCACCUGGAAGCUGGUUUUGCCGUCGUGAUGGCCGAGGACGUGGCCGACUGGAAGUCGGAGCUGAUCCCGCCGUCUGCAUGGAACCAGCUGUGCCCUAUCUAUAACGCGCUUCCGGCCUCGAUUACUUCUCACGCGGCCUGAACACCGAUACAUGUCGCCUGACUUAUUCGAGAAUUAAUUCAUAUUUUGCUUCUGCAAUCCUUUUAUUCGCUGCGAGAUAAACGUCACUGUUCAAUCUUGC